AUGGAUUCUUUUUCUUCUUCUUCUUCUUCUUCUUCUUCGGCCUAUUCUUCUUCCUAUUCUUCGUCUUCGUCUAGGUAUUCGGAGUCCGAGUCUGAGUCGCUGUCCUCGACAUACUUCUACUCGCACUUUUCCCUCGCGGAUUCGUUUUGGAAUUCUCAUCCUCAUCCUCGUCCUCUUCCUCACUUCUCUACCACCGUCAAGGAGAAAGACAAAGAACAAGAACAAGAACAAGAACAAGAACAAGAACAAGAACAAGAACAAGAACAAGAACAAGAACAAGAAGCAGUCAAAUCCAUUUACCAACCUCCUUCAAUUCCAACCACUGAAGACACAAUGGCCGACUCUUCCUCCCCAGGCCCUACUUCCACUCCCACUACCAAUCCCUCAUCCACAACUACCCCAAAACCACCCUCCAAGCCCCCAUCCCCUACUCCCCGAACUCCAUCUGCUCCUGCAGCAGCAUCUACACCCACCUCAAUCCCCAAGCCUGCGUCUCCCACCUUAAUCCCUACUAACACACCCCUCCCCACCAGCAACACCCCAGGCGGCAACCGCCGCAACAACCGCCCCGAAGAAGAAGCCACCAGUGCCGCCAGCGCCAUCCUCCCCAACGAAGGCAUGAAGGCCCCCGGCGUGACGGCUAACCAGGAUGAGAAAUCCAACCUAAAGAUCAGCAUUCACUUGAACUUGCGGGCUAAGGUGAAGUUGGAUUUGGAUGCGCAGUUGUAUGGUGAUAUUGUUAUUGGGUUGUUGUAA
Aspergillus costaricaensis CBS 115574 is the source of this 756-nucleotide messenger RNA. RefSeq lists its product as uncharacterized. The transcript has 2 exons. NCBI's taxonomy places the organism in Eukaryota, Fungi, Ascomycota, Eurotiomycetes, Eurotiales, Aspergillaceae. The record is from RefSeq and is a predicted model, not a curated record. The coding region runs from base 1 to 756 and encodes 251 amino acids.